AUGGGAAAGAAGCAGAAAGAGGAACCUGCUGAAGAAGCGGAAGAGGAGGUUGAGGAGAAGCCUCGGAAAAAAGCCAAAACAGUGGAGACAGUUCCCGAGACAGUUGCUGAGACAGAGUUUCAGGACCCUGCGCUUGACAAUGAUGAUGGUGAGCCUACUGUCCAUUCCGUGUCAAUUGGCGGUCUCAGCUUUGACACCACUCGAGCGACAGUGCGUAAGCUGCCAAGAAAUUUGGGACGGUGGUCACGGUGCGACGAUGGGUCCGCGGAGCUCCUCGUAGAGCCGAUGUCUCCUUCUCCACGGCGGAGGAAAUGGACGCAGCCAUUUCUGGGUUGGAGGGCAAGGAGAUUGAUGGUCGAGAAAUCAAAGUGA
Molecule: messenger RNA, 372 nt
Organism: Cladocopium goreaui
Lineage: Eukaryota; Dinophyceae; Suessiales; Symbiodiniaceae
Source: the annotation of a GenBank genome assembly